UUUAGCCUACUUCCUGAUUCAUCUCACUUACUUUUUGAAGUUCAGUUAAGAGACGUGAUCAAGAGUGAGCUAUUUCGGCCACGGCAAACGUCAGCGAGUCACAUUAUCACCUCCUCUUUUUCACUUGUAGGAUGGCGUGUACCCAAAACUACUUGCCCCUUUCCUUCCGACGGGCUUUCGAGAGCAAACCGGAGUUAAAUUAAACACUUGAGGCUGUUUCCUUUCGACACGGCGAAGGAAAAGCUCCCCUGCGGCGCGACGCGGAGUCAGCAUCAUGCCCGAAGGGUCGAAGAUGAAGAAGCCCGAUGUCAAGGUUGUAAUCCUGGGGGACAUGAACGUGGGGAAGACGUCCCUGCUCCACAGGUACACGGAGAGGAAGUUCAAAGACACCAUCAGCACCGUCGGAGGGGCGUUUUACCUCAAACAGUGGGGACCCUACAACAUCUCCAUAUGGGACACCGCCGGCCGUGAACAGUUCCACGGGCUGGGCUCCAUGUACUGUCGAGGCGCAGCGGCCGUCAUCCUCACUUACGACGUCACCAACUGGCAGAGCCUCGCUGAGCUGGAGGAGCGCUUCCUCUCCCUGACGGACACGGCUAACCAUGACUGUAUUUACGCCAUCGUGGGCAACAAGGCCGACCUCACAGACCCUAAGGCGCAGCUGCCUCAGGACUCAGACAGAGUGUCAGAGGAUCGAGCCGAGUGUGAGGAGGAGACCGGUUCACAGGUACUGUCCACCUGCCCCACGCCCCCGGCCUCGCCAGCCUCCCUCUCUGGAGUGAUGGUGCACAAACAGGUUGGCCAUGAGGACGCCAUGGCCUUGUAUGGGAGGAUACUGCGCUAUAAGGGCCUGGAGGAAAACGGCAGCCUGCCCGCGGAGAAGAUGUGCUUCGAGACAAGUGCCAAGACGGGCUACAACGUGGACAUUCUCUUUGAGACGCUGUUCGACCUGGUGCUGCCCUCCAUCCUGAGGAAGAGGAACGAGAACCAACAAUCCCCUACAGUAGACCUGGAGGACUGCAGGGGAGGCAACAACAAGCGGGGAAAGACUGCCUGCUGCUAGGGUCUGCCAUGGGGAAAAUGGAGGGGCUGCCACUAACAGAGAAGGACUGCUUUUGUUUUCUUUUAAGGACAAUCAACAAGUUGAUCUGAGCACUGAGGAGAUGAGAUAGUGCUCGCUUGGUUAUCAUGUUCAGCUCUGUUAACAUUAACUGCCUGGUAACACUUACACACACACACACGUACAUAUGUACAACGCUAUUAGACAAUCAAAGUGAAGAAAAACAACUCUAUUUCAUGGUGUUCACUGAUGUUUUAAGGACUGCUAUGUGUGUCUAAGGGAGGAGGUUCAUGAUUGUUAGAUUAUCAAUUUUGAAAACUUCCACCCAAAUGACUGAAAAUGCACUUCGCUCCCAAAGACGUGUAGGAGAGUAAAAAACACUUUUAAUAUACUUACAUAAUAUCACAUGAGAUCACUGCUUUUGUUAAUGUUUUGGAAUGGGAAUUUCACAGAUUUCAUGUUCUGAUAGCACUAAUUGUUACUUGGGAGGCACAUUGCACUGUGUUUAGUUGUCCUAAUUUUAAGGAUUUCAUAAUUAAUGAAAAUCACUUUUUGGUGUUUGCUUUUAUAUGUUCUGUCAGCAUUUAUAUAUCUUUUUGGCAGAUGAACGUGUAAAUGAAUGAAUGAAUUCCACACUGUAAAUAUUGCUGUUAAAUUUGUAAAGUUGAUAUGAUAAUAAAGAGUUUUAUUUUGAAA
Messenger RNA from Myripristis murdjan (pinecone soldierfish), 1756 nucleotides. RefSeq names its product RAB20, member RAS oncogene family (gene rab20). The record is from RefSeq and is a predicted model, not a curated record. The coding region runs from base 275 to 1063 and encodes 262 amino acids. The transcript is spliced from 3 exons. Gene Ontology annotation, molecular function: GTP binding; GTPase activity. Lineage: Eukaryota; Metazoa; Chordata; Actinopteri; Holocentriformes; Holocentridae.